CACAUAUUUUAUGUGCAUUGCCUUAACAUAGACAAAAGGUUGGAUUUUGUACAGGAAAAGUUGACCGCUGUUUAACAGCUGGCACAUGGUUCAGUCAAUAAUGACACCAGACGCCGCUUGGGGGUACUUGACGUGAUGACGUCAGGUUGUGUUUUGACGUUCACUGUCGCUGCAGCGUCAUCUGGAGUCAGAGAAGGGAGCCAGGACAAGGGCAGAUAAUCUCCAUCAUGGCAUUGAGAACUGCUGUGUGCCGUCUCAUGGUCAAUCCUCAGAGAUGUGCCAUCAUAUCAUUCUCCAGAGCACAGGGAACUGCAGCACCUGCCAGACGGGAUGCAGAGAAAACCGAGAUGAAGGCCAAAGCACCUAAGGUCCAGUUCAACUGGCGGGAUGCCCUGGACCUGGAGGGGCAGCUGACGGAGGAGGAGAUCAUGAUCAGAGACUCCUUCAGAACCUACUGCCAAGAGAAACUCAUGCCUCGCAUUACCAUGGCGAACAGAAAUGAAGUGUUCCACAGAGAAAUUGUGUCGGAGAUGGGAGAGAUGGGUGUCCUGGGCCCAACCAUUAAAGGUUAUGGCUGUGCUGGGACAAGCUAUGUGGCCUAUGGUUUGAUUGCCAGAGAAGUAGAAAGAGUGGACAGCGGCUAUCGCUCAGUCAUGAGCGUGCAGUCAUCACUGGUCAUGCAUCCCAUUAAUGCGUACGGCACAGAGGAGCAGAAACAGAAAUACCUCCCCAAGCUGGCUCGUGGAGAGAUCCUGGGUUGCUUCGGCUUGACGGAGCCUAACCACGGCAGCGACCCCGGCAGCAUGGAAACCAGAGCCAAAUACAAUCCAUCCAGUCGCACCUACACUCUCACUGGUUCAAAGACCUGGAUCACCAACUCCCCAGUGGCAGAUAUCGCUGUAGUCUGGGCCAAAUGUGAGGAUGGGAAGGUCCGCGGCUUCAUCUUGGAGCGCGGUAUGAAGGGCCUCUCCACUCCAAAGAUCGAGGGAAAGUUCUCUCUGAGAGCAUCCGCCACUGGUAUGAUCCUCAUGGACGAGGUGGAGGUUCCCGAGGAGAACCUACUCCCUAACGUCUCUGGCCUUGGGGGUCCGUUUGGCUGCUUGAACAAUGCCCGUUAUGGUAUUGCUUGGGGUGCUCUGGGUGCUGCAGAGUUCUGUUUCCAUGCGGCUCGCCAGUACACUCUCGACAGAAUCCAGUUUGGUGUGCCGCUGGCAAGGAAUCAGCUAAUGCAGAAGAAAAUGGCAGACAUGUUGACAGAGAUCACCAUCGGCCUACAGUCCUGUCUGCAGCUGGGAAGACUUAUUGAUGAGAAAAAAGCAGCCCCAGAUAUGAUAUCCAUGCUGAAGAGAAACAGCUGCGGUAAAGCCCUGGACAUCGCCAGGCAGGCCAGAGACAUGCUGGGAGGAAACGGGAUCGCAGAUGAGUACCACAUCAUCCGCCACGUCAUGAACCUGGAAGCUGUCAACACAUAUGAAGGUACUCAUGAUAUCCAUGCCCUCAUCCUGGGCAGAGCCAUCACAGGGUUGCAAGCCUUCACUGUGGACAAAUAGAUCCGACCUCUUACUCACUGCUGCUCCCGACCAACAGGAAUCUGCAGUCAGAAGUGUCAACUCAGCAGUGUUCAGAUGAUGUCGAUGAAUUGUCAUCUGUAUAAUGGCAAUGUUUGUUUUCUCUGAGUGCUUUAUUUCGAGAGACAUAACAAGUCAAGCUUGAAGUCUGUCACCGAACUUGUGAAGUGUAAUUAAUUCAGAUGUAGAUUUUUAAACUUAAAGAGGGCUAUUUUUCUACUCUCGAUCACAACACCGUAGCAGUGAUUUGUUUUCAGUUGUAUAGACAAAGUAGAAUUUAUUGAAUGGUCAUUUCCUGUAGUGAAGUAUCAACAGUGAGGUCAAGAUUCUGAUUUGCUGCUGCUGAUUUGUUACUGUAUACAAAGAUAAUACAGCUCUACAGUAAUACUGUAAUCAUAAAGCAACAAAGCAUAAAUGCACACAACUUGUUUGGAAUUGCCUGUGAAGCCUUUUUGUUUCAAAUUUGAUCCAGUUAUCAGUAUGCAGAGGUCACUGUAUGGUUUGUGUAAUCUUACUUAUCUGACCUGUCAGUUGCGUUUGUCAGGUGUAACAUGGUGAUUACUUCUAGCACUUUAGUAGCUCUAUCACUAAGAUGUCAUAACUUUGCAUGGUUUGCCAGAGGUCAAGGAUUUUGAUCUGAGCUUUUGAUAAAUAAAAGUUUUAAGUAUUCCAAA
Messenger RNA from Thunnus maccoyii (southern bluefin tuna), 2242 nucleotides. Its product is annotated as glutaryl-CoA dehydrogenase, mitochondrial-like. Gene Ontology annotation, biological process: fatty acid beta-oxidation using acyl-CoA dehydrogenase; fatty-acyl-CoA biosynthetic process. The coding region runs from base 228 to 1550 and encodes 440 amino acids. The record is from RefSeq and is a predicted model, not a curated record. The transcript is spliced from 12 exons. Gene Ontology annotation, molecular function: glutaryl-CoA dehydrogenase activity; flavin adenine dinucleotide binding; fatty-acyl-CoA binding. Lineage: Eukaryota; Metazoa; Chordata; Actinopteri; Scombriformes; Scombridae. Gene Ontology annotation, cellular component: mitochondrial inner membrane.